UUAUAUAAAAAAGACAAGAUGGGAAGCAACUGAUGUUGCCCAGAUGGGAAUAAGGAGUCUAAAGGCUUCAGACAUUGUUUUGGAGGAUUUGAUCAAACACUUCCAAUUCAAAAAUUAUCACAAGACAAUAAAAAAUUGAUCCUAAACGCAGAAGAAGAGAUCUUGAUCGCAGAGACACUUUCCAGAUUGAACUUGGAAGAGUCUUCUAAAAGACUUAGUAUAGACUCUGUGACUAUAAACGACCUCUUUUCCGUCUCUUCUUCCAACGAAUCCGGAAGUUCCAGACUGAUUCUUCUAAAAUCAAAUUUGAGCGGUAAUGAAGAAAAAUUGCAGGGGUCAAAGCCAGAGGUCGUGAAAACUGUGAAAUCAGAGAGGCAUAGCCUCUCUGAUUCUGUAAAUUCACAGUUUUAAAGCUAUCGCUGUAGCUGAAAAUUAUAUCUAGUCCCUUCAUUAAAGAUUUGGUCAUAUUCCUAUU
Molecule: messenger RNA, 475 nt
Organism: Moneuplotes crassus
Lineage: Eukaryota; Ciliophora; Spirotrichea; Euplotida; Euplotidae
Source: the annotation of a GenBank genome assembly